Molecule: messenger RNA, 2750 nt
Organism: Gigantopelta aegis
Lineage: Eukaryota; Metazoa; Mollusca; Gastropoda; Neomphalida; Peltospiridae
Product: beta-centractin
Exons: 11
Coding region: 91-1221 (376 amino acids)
Source: RefSeq, a predicted model, not a curated record
CUUUCCAAAACCGGAAGUAGUUAAUGUUGCAAAAGUGAAAUAGAUAACUUUAUGUAAAAUCGAUUCAAAUAGACAGGAUUUACUGUCUGUAUGGAGACCUAUGAUGUAAUUGCAAAUCAGCCCGUUGUAAUAGACAAUGGGUCUGGUGUUAUCAAAGCAGGUUUUGCAGGGGACCAAGUACCAAAGUACAUCUUUCCGAACUAUGUUGGUCGUCCCAAACAUGUACGAGUGAUGGCGGGAGCUCUUGAAGGGGAUGUGUUCCGAGGACCAGAAGCUGAGGAACACAAGGGACUGCUGUCUAUCCGGUACCCGAUGGAGCACGGGAUAGUGACGGACUGGAAUGACAUGGAGAGGAUAUGGCAGUAUAUUUAUUCCAAAGACCAGCUACAGACAUUCUCAGAGGAGCAUCCAGUUCUUUUAACAGAAGCACCUCUCAACCCAAGAAGAAAUCGAGAAAAAGCUGCAGAAAUCUUCUUUGAAACUUUUAAUGUACCAGCCUUAUUUAUUUCAAUGCAAGCUGUUUUAAGUUUAUACGCGACGGGCAGGACGACAGGUGUGGUGCUGGACUCUGGUGACGGUGUCACCCAUGCGGUCCCCAUCUGCGAGGGCUUCGCGAUGCCGCACAGCAUCAUGAGGGUGGACAUCGCUGGCCGCGACGUCACGCGAUACCUCCGCCUACUCCUCAGGAAAGAGGGCUUCAACUUCCACACGUCAGCCGAGUUUGAGGCAGUGAAGGUCAUUAAAGAGAAACUGUGCUAUCUGUCUUUAAAUCCACUGAAAGAGGAGAGCUCCGAAACGGAAAAGAUCCAGUACACACUUCCAGACGGUAAUAUAAUAGAGAUUGGACCAGCGAGAUUCCGCGCCCCUGAGCUGUUGUUCCGACCAGACCUGGUAGGAGAUGAAGCUGAGGGAAUCCAAGACGUCCUCAUCUUCUCUAUAAACAAGUCCGACAUGGACCUUAGGAGAAUUCUCUAUUAUAACAUUGUUUUAUCGGGAGGAUCCACAUUAUUUAAAGGUUUUGGUGAUAGACUGCUUAGUGAAGUUAAGAAACAAGCUCCUAAAGAUAUAAAAAUUAAGAUAGCGGCACCACAAGAAAGGCUAUAUUCAACGUGGAUAGGUGGUUCUAUUCUUGCCUCACUGGACACAUUUAAGAAAAUGUGGGUGUCGAAACGGGAAUACAAUGAAGAAGGGGUGAAGGCGAUACACCGAAAGACAUUCUAGGACUUAAACACUUUUUAAAUUAUCCCAGUCUCUGUACAUGUUAAUGCUAUAAUAUUUAUGUUUCAUCUGCUGCAACAACAUGCACUUGUAUCCAUGGUUUCAGUCAUGUGAUACCAACAACCAAUGGUUGUGUUUGUUACAAAGGACAUGACGCAGUAAUACGAUCUGCUAUUGGUGGAGAUUGUUAGUGUGUGCUGCAGUUUGAAUAUAAUUGUCAUAAUACAGCAGCCAUCAUGAUGAAGCUAGAAACUACACAGGACGAUUUUCAUUUAUGAAAGUGAUUUCUCUUCACUUGAAGUGGAAUGACCUAUUUCUGUGUGUCAUUACAUAUAUAUAACAUGCAAGUUCAAGCUAAGAAGAACUAGGAUUACAGGGUAUACAUUAUAUUUGGAUAGAGGGCGCUGUUUCUGGGUGGGAGGUGGGGGGAUGUAAUGGUAGGAGCCCUGAUCACAUUACAUAGUCUACUCAUGACAGAUGUGUUCUGAAUCUGAUUGUUGUGGUGGGGGUGGGGGAUGGGUUAGGGCACUCUACUCAUGAUGGAGACACCUGAAUCUGAGGACUGGUUUUUCUUGUACUAAGCCCCUGGCAUAUCGGAUGACAGAUGUGCUGGAAUCUUGAAGGGAUAAGGACACAGACUAUAAGAGUUGAUUGCUUGGUUAAUGGGAUUAACUGGGCUUGCAUUCACAAGGAGUCAUGAUAUUCAAUAUGGAUGGCAUUGCUACACUAAAACCCUACAAAAAACAGUAAUGAUAGACUAAGACAUGGGCAAAACCUUGGCAGUACAACAAUAACGUUCCUUCAAAACACAAUUAGACAGAAUCUUAAAACUGCUUCGUGUGAUAUAUGCUGUUGCAGCAAAAUCACAUUGUCUUAAAAGGUUGUAAAUAUAGGAUACUCCUCCAGUAUCUUGUGAUCUCAAUUUAUCAGCACGAGUUGAUAAAAUCCGAGUGCUGAUAAAUUAUAUCACAAGACACAAGGGGGGUAUUCUUUUUAUCGUCCAUUAUCAUUCUUUUCAUUUGCGACAGUUGUAAACAAUGUCAGUAAUGUGGGUUGAAUGUCAGUAUAUUUGGCAGUGGUAGACUCGUUAACAGCAGAAUGGUAGUGCGUCACUAAUGAUGGGUUUAGCUCUGAAACCAACACAGUGACGUAACAAAAUAUUGUCUUGUGAUUAAAAUUUGACCAAUCAAGAUUAGGAGAGAUGCAAAUUAUAGUGCCAGCGAUAUCUCCUACCAAAGCCUUUAAUGGAUGAUAAGUGGAGAUAUCGGGUUUUGAAAACCAGUUAUACAUUAUUGCAAAUACUGGUGUUGAGUGAAAACAGUGACUGGUUAAUGUUGGAACUCAUUCUUAAAUGUCUUGAGUCUGGCUCAAGUCUCCGAUUGAGUCUGCAUGUAAUGUGUUAUAUGUAGAUUAAGUCUGGGCCCAAUUCAAGACUUGAUAGUCUUGAAUGUGAUUUUAAAUAACACGUUAGUGUUGAGGAUUGUACAUUAAUAUGAUUCAAUAAUGUAUUAAAUUAUCAGUGACUUGUCUUA